UGGCGGAUGAACGAUAUCAUCUCAUUGAAACUUAACUAUUAUAAAAUUCAAAUGAGCAACACCGAAAAUGACAGCUGUAAUAAAUUCAACAAAAAAUGUUAAUGACUGAUUGAGGGAGUAAAACAUUGUUUAAUAAUGAAUAUUGCUGAUCUUGUGUGAAAAAAGUGUUUAAAAAAGUAAAACAAAAACUUGGGUCACAGAGUUAAAUAAUUGGAUAUACAAACUAGUCGCUAAAGCAUCAUUUUAACAGCUUUAAAAUGGGGGUCAAAGACUUUGAAUCAAUGUUUGACACUAUAGACUUGUCAAGGAAAGGGACAGUGUCUUCAGUGCAGAUGCAUGGGUUUUGUGAGGCCUUGUACUACUCCCCAGUUUGCAUGCAGCAUGUUGAAGGAGCUAUGAAAUUGGUGUGCCAAAACCCGGCAGCCGUUACACGCAGGGAUUUUCUUGAUGUACUAACUGAUGUUGAGAGGAGGAGGGCAGUGGAUGAACAGGCUUACUGGGAUUUUCAGGCCUUGGACUAUACAGGAAAAAACAGAAUCACUCUUCACAAUGCUCUGCUGCUCUUCAAAGAUAUCCAUGGUGAUUCUUUCUCCAUGGCAACUUGGAACCGUUUCCUCUCAUCGCGGGAAAUUCGCGACGCAGAUGUAUUCUUUGAUGAGAUCCGCUUCUGGUUGUGCUCUCCACCUGUCGGAAGCACCUGCUCAGAGAAAGAUCUGAAGGAUGAGGAGAACAAGAUGUUGGCCAGGCAGGCAGAUCAUGGCCUACAAGGAUAUAAUAAUCUCCUAGAGAGUCUGGGAGAUGAUUCAACUACAGAGAUGGCUGACCAUAUUGAAGAACAGACAGCUCAAGCAAGGAGAAAACUUAAUAAAUGGAACACGCAGGGUGUUGAGGCAAUGCUGUUUGAUGAUGGCUCAGAAGUAGAUGACACUGAGGUCAAGGUCAAACCAAAAGGUCAUGUGACUGUCAGUGACAUUAACCAGCUACUGGAGGUCAAGUACUCCAAACUGAAGGAGAAGCUAAUGCAUGAAAUGGCCAGGCAGUCUGCAGCUGUUGAAGAUGAGAUUCCCGAGCUGAUAGAGCAAAUACGUCGUAACCUCAAACACCUAGUUCGAGAAGGCCUGAAUGCCUCAGAUAUAGAUGAUAUUCCCGGAGCCACCCUCAAACUCCCCGCAUCACUCACAGGACUGAUGGGAGAACUGAGGGUGCACGAUCGGCAACACCGCAAGCAGAUUGAGCAACUCAAAAUGAGGCUGGAGGACAAAGGAAAAUCCCAACAGGAAGUAGCGCUGGCUGUACAGCAGAGAUAUGAGCAGAUAAUUUCUGGAGACACAUCAUGUGCAGGCUUGAUGCAGCAGAUAGAGCGUCGCCACCAACAAGAACGGGAAUCCCUCAUGUCUGCGCUAAAAAUAGAUCCAAACAUUCCCAUGAACAAGGCUCUCCUCAUGGAGUACGCCCGCAUAAUCAGGCAACUCUCCAUCAUGGAGGAGGAUAGAGCAUUUGUAUCUGUGGCAACCGCGGUUGGCCUAUCAGAGAGAGCUGUGGAACAGAAGCCCGACAGGUCUGACUGGGACCGCAGUCGUACGGAGCGGCUGGCCCAAUUACGUCUGGAGUCUCGUGGAGUUCGGCCCGCCAACCACUCGUCACGUGACCAACCAGAUGUUGAGGCGCUGGAUAAAUCUGACCUCAUAGAACUACAUGCUGAGGUCACUCGUGAGGUCACAAAGAAACACUUCUAUGAGAAGGAGAUCCUAAUGGAGCUGUUAGUAAGUAAGGACACAAGUGUGGGCGUGGACAGAGCCCGCAAGUUGAAGCCUGAGGACCGAAAAGCCCAGCUUAAGGUCCUACAGAGCCAACACAAGCAGUGGAAGGCCAAUCCCAGAGCUGAUCCAGGGGUUCUCUUGCAGAUACUGACUCAAGGGGUGAGCAUAAAGUUUGAGGAGAGGAGGGUGGAGCUAGAGACUGGGGGCGUGUCGAGGCUGACCAAUGAGGUGCUCCGAGAGAUCCUAUUGGCUGAUCUCCACCAGAGACAGGGCGGAGACUUUGAGGGGACAUUACAUGACCUCCAGAACAUGACGAAGCGUCAGGUGAUAGUGUCUGUAGGUCAUCAGUGUGAGGCCCGUAUUGGGGAACAUUUUGACAAUGUUGCAUUUGUUAUCCUGGGUACCGUUGACAUCACAGAGGAGGAUGAAGAGUAUAUCAAGGCAUUGGAUCACAAGUAUGAGAUUCUGAGGAAGAGAAUCUUCCUAAUGGCUCUCAGGGAUAGGAUGGACUGGAAUAACAUGUCGCGUGAUGAGAAGCAUGCUGCUAUUAAGGAGAAAGUAAGGCAGGAGAAACAGUUCCGCAGUGAUGGCAAGUUUCCUGAGAUGGAGGAACUGCUGGGGCCCAAAGCCUCUAUCCUGCCGGCCCUAAGAAGCUUGAUAGGGGAGGACAAGGCGGAAUACCACAGGAGGAGACAGGCUCAGAAAACUACCGAGAUUCCAGUUGACCAGACCGAGGUAUUGAACUUACUGGCUGACCUCGUUCCCCGUAGAGAUAAAGAGGAAGAGUACCUGUUGUCAUGGUUACAUGCUCCUGAGGCCCGUAGCCUAGGACUACGAAUCAAGCACAUGAGAAUUGUCGAGAUUAAGGUGGAGGAAUGUCGUGUGGAGAUGGAGGAAGAUUUUGAAAUUGCGACACUCAGUGCCGGCCUCAUGGAGCGUGUCAGGGACACACUCAACAACAGUCGUCACCAGAGUGACAUAGAGCGUCAGUCAGAGCUAGCUGGACGGCGGGUCCGUCAGCGGAGGGUUAGACUACAGCAUUAUGAGGAGUACAGGAUGGAACCUACCAUCACUAAGGACAAAGUGCCCCCAGCAGGUGACAUAACAGGUCUACAGGUUGUUUACCUGCGGGAGAUGUUAAAGCGACAUACUGACGAGCGCGAGACGCUACUGGGGCACCUGCAGGAGGAUAGUCUCGAGGAUCUGGUGGAGGCAGCGAGCGCAAUGACAGAGGAUGAGAGACAACGCAGGCUCAUUGAGCUGCAGACUAAACGACAGGCUCUCAACCUUACUGUGCCAGAUGACCAGGAGGAGCAUGUGAGUAUCCUGGAGGAGUGUGCUGCGCUGCGAGCUGUGAGUGUGCGGGAACAGCUGGUUGCCCAGGGCAACUCAGGUACCAUGGAAACGGUUGCCAUGGCAGUGUUGGCUGAGCUACAGGAGGAACAGGAUAGGGAAGUUGCCCUCACGCUUGUCAACAUUGAGAACAUGAAUGAAGAGGACAUCCGAACCUCUCUGAGUCGUGAGUUGAACAACCGUCUCCAUGGCAAUGCAUGGAACGUGAUCACUGUGCUCACCAGGUACCAGGGAGAGGCAACUGAUGAACUACUCAUCAAGGCCUUGGAGAACAAGUACACCGUGUUACGCCAGAAGUUAUUGGUUGAUUGCCUGAGAAUCAGAAUGGGAACUGACCAAUGGGAAGCAUUAUCUCAAAAUGAGAAACACCAGAAACUGAUGAUCAUUGACAAUCAAGCUUUGGAGCAAAUAAAAAUAGGCAAGAUAAUGCCAUCAUUGCUAGGGGAGGGCUUCCAUCUCCAGGAAACAGUCACCCAGCUGAUUGGUGUUUGUCAACAUGUCUUCAGGAACAAAGUCAAGGGACAGCAAGUCCUUGGUAACCAUAGCAACCUCAGUAUGAGUGAGGACCCGGGCGCAGUGAGUAAGAAGAGCAAGCCAGACAACCCUCUUAAGGCCCUCAUCACACGCCUGGAGGAGGAGAAACACGCACUUCUCAGGCAGCUCAAAGGCCAUGCAGAGGACCACUUCAGUGAGCAGGAGCGCUUGGUCCAGCUGACCCGUUACCAUAGAGAUGUGGCCCUCGCCAGCCAUGGAGAAUCCUUUGUUACAGUGGCAACCAUGAUUGGACUCUGUGAGAGGCAGCAGGAGGAAAUCAAGUUCAGACUAGAGAGAGAUGUGGAGCGCUACUGUAAGCUAGCUGAUCACUGGAUAAAGGAUAUAGACAGGGGAACACAGAGGAGUCUGGAGGCUGACAGCCCUAUCACUAACUCCUUGGUAGAACACAUGGACUAUAUUGUUGCCCUGCUGGAGAACAAGCACAUAAAAGAGCGGGAACUUUUUACCCGCCUGCUGGCAAAUACGGGAAAAAUGGGAAGCCAACAGGAAGAGGUGGCCAUGAUUUCUUCACAGGAGAGACAUGUCAAGAUGGCCGAACUGAGGGAACAAAGGGAGAAAACUCUUAAAGAUCGGGGAGUGGAGAACAUGGAGGUUCUGACAGAGGGUACAGUGUACAAGGUAGAGGACAGACGAGGCAUUGUCAGCCCUGGAGAGGCACUGGAAGAGGGACUCAUGGCAAGUCUUCUUGAGGCUCAAAACUCUGAGGCUGAGAGAAUCAUCAGGAAUCUGGCUGGCAAGUUGGAAGAUGACAUUAUGUCUGAGGCAAGAAAGAUAGAACAGGACACACGCUCCAACAUUUCCGACAACAUUGCCUGGGUGGUUCUCAAUCCUGACCCCCGAGACAGCUCAAGCCAUGAUGACAUUAUUGAGGCCCUUGAGGGAAAAUAUGAUGCACUCAAGGAUAAACUACUGGCAGAGGCCCUUAUCAAGGAGCUGGGAGAGUCGGAGUGGAACCGUAUGUCAGAGAAGGAAAGACAGCGAAGGAUCUUCCAGCUCAAACUGAAGGAAAGACAACUUCGCAAGGGAGAACAAGUGGAUGAGGCAAAUGCCCUACUUGCUGAGUUGUUACAAGACCAGGAGCGCCUGCGUGAGUUGAUGGGUGACACAACUCAGGACCAGCGAAGAAGGUUGGAGGAACGCCUUAGACGCAGGAAAGAAAGGCUUGCCCAGGGUAUGUCUGAGGACGAAGUUAUGGAGUUAGAGAGACAGGAAAUGGCCCUGGAGGAUCAGGAGGAGAGAUACAGGGACUCCAAUAUCAUGGAUGACCUUAACAACAGGUUUCAACAGGAGAAGGAUGAGUUGCUACGGCGACUGGGUGAGCUUGGUGAUCAGACAGACCGUGAUAGGGAGCGACAGGCCCUGUUGGCACGGUUACGUAGGGACCAGAGGCUGGCGGAGCGAGAAGGGAACUUUGACUCUGCAGCACUCAUAUUGGGUCUGGCUGAGGAGAGAGAGAAAGAUCUUCAGCUCCAGCUUGAAGAAGAGCGUCGCCGCCAGGAGAUGCUUGCCCGUGAACGUCUGCAGGCGGCACGGAUGCGUAGACAGGGCAAAGGGGAAGAGGAACCAAUACCUGUGGAUACAGAGGACCCUGCCUCCCUCCAGCUGGCCAUCACCCGCACCCUCGACCAGCGACAUGAACUGGAGAGGCAGAAACUUAUGAAGCUGAUGCAAGAGAGUGAGGUGAGCCCCGUACGACGUGCCGCAGAGAAAGUGUCUGAGGAGGAGCGUGCAGACCGACUGUUUGAGUUGAAUGAGCGCUACAAGAACUGGGCAAAUUCUGACGACCAUGAUCUUGCGGAACAGUUGGAACUACUCAGGGAUGCAAUUGGUGUGAUGCUAGAGAUCCUUAGGGCAGAGUCAGCCAUGCAGGGUCGUGAGGUCACAGAGGAUGACCUUCAGGUGACCUUGCUGGCCGACCUUCAACAACAGCAGGACAGGGAGACCAACAAAAUGCUUGCUGACCUUCAUGAUAAGGACUUAACAGGUCUGCAGCAGCUUCUGAGAGCAGUGACCUCCCUCAGUGACACUGGUAGCUAUGACAACAUAGCGGCCCUGUUGCUAGGAGGCAAGUCAAGGUCGCAGGAUGAAGGUCAAGACCAGGAAGAGGCUAAAGUGGUGAAAGCUCUGGAAGAGAAAUAUGAUGCCAUAAGAGAUAAACUGAUGAUUGAGGCCUUAAUGAAGGAGUUAGGAGAGACAGAGUGGAAUCACCUCUCAGAGAAACAGCGACAACAGAAGCUUAUUGAGAUGAAGCUUAAGGAGCGACAACUAAGGCGGGCUGGGAAAUUUGACGAGAUUGCAGACCUGAUUGGGGCUCACCUAGAAAAUGAGAAAUUGCUUGAUGAGAUGGUCGUGGAAACGGCCAAGCAGCAGCGAGAACGUCUCGAGGCUCGGUUGGCACGACGACGACAGGUGGUGGCUGAACGUGAGGCUGAAGGCCUUGAGACAGAUGAUGCAACUAUCGAUGGCAUCAUGGAGCAGGAAGAGGAAGAGGAAAGGAAAGUUAGGCGGAGGGUGAAAUAUUUGGAGAAUCUUCAAAGUAACUUCGAUGCAGAGAAACGGCAGCUUCUACAGUCGCUGUCGAAUCAGACGAACAAAGUCGAGCAGGAACGACAGCGGCAGAUUGCACUUGCUCGUCUGAAACGAGAUGAAAGACGGGCCAGACGGGGAGAGAAGUUAAAUGAGGUCGUCAUGAUCAUACAGCAGAGCAAGGAGGGUGACAAGCGGAGGGAACAGACAAUCACAGCUGAGCGGGAUCGUCAGCGGAAUGUAGCCAGGGAGAGAUUGGAGGCCAGGAGAAAUAGGCGGGGAAGAAAGUCAGGCAUGAGUCAACAUGGGAAGGAAGAGAUGGACCCAGCACUAGCAGAUGCCAUCAGGGAUAUGGAAGGUUUGAGUAUACAGGAGGCCCUUCUCACUACACUGGAGGUUAAGCAAGAGGAAGAACUUGACACCAUGAUGGGCCUCCUUGACAUUGCCAAGGCAACACUGAGGCCUGCUGAUAAGCCUGAUGAGGAUUUGAAGCUGAGCCUGACACAAUUAGAGCAGGACCACCAAAAGUGGCGUCGUCAUUCCACCCAGCAGGUGGCAGAGCUUAACGAGUCAACCAUGACACAGGAGCAGAGUGAGAACCACCUCGCCAACAUUGCAGCUAAUAAGUCCGACCAGCUAAAACUGCUGUCUGAUGCUGUACACUGCAGAAUGGAGGUUGAGCGCCGCUACCUGAACAAUGCGAGGUCAGAUUUAGCGGGUGAUGCUGUAGAGGAGGAAGUUGAGCUCACCAUGGUAACAGACCUGCAGGAGAAACAGACGGCAGAGGGCCGAGGAGUUCAAAAACUACUCGAAAACCAGAAUGAGGAAGUGUUGCGUGAGAUGCGGCGAAGCCUGCACGUUGGAUGCCGCGAGGGCUGGUACGACAAUCUAACGGGCGCCAUAUUCCACCUGUCACACCCGGACCAUGGCAGCGAAGACGAAGAGAUGGUUGAGGAGAAGUUUGAAGAGAAACUUGCGGAGUUGGAUCGUGAACUUGAAGAAGAGACAGAAAAAGCCAUACAGUCAGCUCGAGCCCUGGGAGAUGACGUGGAUAUAGACGCUAUACGCAGACAGCUCCUUGAGGAGCAUGAGCAAGCCAAACAGAAACUGUUAUCAGAGAAGGACAACCAGAAGGAGGCAAUGCGACGUAAACUGGAGGCACGUCGUCUUAACAAGGAGCAGAAAGAUUGGGAGGAUUACAGUACGCGUGCACUGCUCCGUCAGGCUGCAGAGGUGAAGAGGCAUAUUGAGAAUAGUGUCACACAGGAGAAGGGACGGCAGUCUAAUGUGUUGCAACAGAAGUUGGCCGAGCGUCGUUACGCAAGACGUGAGGCAAAGAGCAUGAAGGAAUCAGAUACCCGGGAGAAUACACUUGACCUUCAGGACAACAAGAAUAGGGCCAUCAGUAGCAGGGGCAGCAAUGAAACUCCUCUGCCGCCAUUUGGAGGAAUGCGCCGUGAGAAGACAGUUGUGGAUGUUGAGGUGAGCGACGAACAGAAGGCCGCCCUCUUGUCACAGAUGGUCCAACACCAGAAGAACCUGCAGAGCAAGAUCACUGAACAACAGAGGAAACAAGAGGAAAUGUUGCGUCGACGUUUAGAUGUGAGGAAAGGCCGUCAGACAGACGAGGCUGCCGAGGUCUUCAGCAUCGGACAGCGGCAGAAAACCAUCCUCGAAAAGACACAACAGGAUGAGAAGGCUCGGCAGUUACAGACCAUCCAGGAGCGAGUGAUUCGCCAACGGGAGAAACGCUCACCCUCACCAGGCUUAAAAAAGAUUCGAGGAAAGGAAAAGUAAUAAGCUGAAAGGAUGGUAAAACAAAAAGGCGUCUAGUCAGGAUACUUGUUCCUUGACUGUGUCAGAAGAUGUGACAAAGACAAAAUCAAAAUAUUUUUUUAUGUAAACAAAGGUCCUAUGCAAAAUAGUUUUUCAUGUUGUUGUAACAUGCACAUAUUUUCUGUUAUAACAGGACAUUUUGAUAAGGUUGUAUUGACAUAUUGUUUACAUUUUGUUUUUGUAUCUGUUUACAAAUAGUUUGUCUAACUCACAAGGAGCAGAAACAAAUUAUUUUCUUAUACUUAUAAAAGCCAGUGUUACCAUUGACUCUAUAUACAUAAAGGCUUAAGUAAACAAAAACAAAUUGUUUCUGCCCCCUGUGGUCUAACUACUGCAUUUAUUGAAUUUUGCAUUUAAAAUGUAUUAAAGAGUAUGUACCUUAUCAGGGCUUUGCACAAAUAAAACAUUUCAUAAGCCUGUAAUGUUUUCAAAGGAUUAAGUUAAUUGGAUUUUAAUUAAACGUUGAAUACUUGUUACAUUUUUUUUUCCAUGUUUAUAAGUUUUCUUGCAUUUAAGUAUUGCUUUCUUGCAUUUCAUAACUUUGUUUACAAGAUACUUUUUUAAAGCUGUUUUUCUAUAUUUGCAGUUUUUGUUAAUGUUGCAGAGUAAAUAAUGUAUAUUGAAUGGUUUUUUGACAUGUUUUCUUUACUUAUCUGUAGGUUUUGUUGGCAUUUUGGCUGGUGAUUUAUUCCUAACCUAUUUGUUGUAUAUAGUCUGUGAUAUAUAUGAAAAUUGUGAUUUGAUGUGAUGCAGUUAGUACAGCAAACACAUGCAACGUUAUUGUGAUAUUAUAGAACCAAUAAUGACAAUCGUUACCCAUGUGAACAGUUUGUAAUUAGUUAAUUAAUAAUUUCCAAAAAUAGCUCAAUCAUGUUGUAAACUUUUCUCUUCUCAGUCUAUAUAUAUUGCAAAAAAGAAUGUUUCAAUAAUGAAACUAAGUUAUAAAUACUAUCUUGAAUGAUUUUAUUCAAAUCAUAUUGUACAUAUCUUUAUUUAAAAUUAAUAAGAAUAUACAACUACAGAUAUACAUUAUUGUGUAAUUUUUUGAAAAUCUACUACACAAAAACAUUUAAAAUUGUUAUGCAGUUAAUGCUUUUAUAAAAAUGAUUAUUCAGCUUAUAAAAUGUUGAUAUCUUAAUUAACGCAGCAGGCCUGUGCUUUUAUUGUUUCAAAAUAAA
Mya arenaria is the source of this 9208-nucleotide messenger RNA. Its product is annotated as trichohyalin-like. The transcript has 50 exons. Bases 258 to 7991 code for a protein of 2577 amino acids. The record is from RefSeq and is a predicted model, not a curated record. NCBI's taxonomy places the organism in Eukaryota, Metazoa, Mollusca, Bivalvia, Myida, Myidae.